Dermochelys coriacea (leatherback sea turtle) is the source of this 9785-nucleotide messenger RNA. RefSeq lists its product as uncharacterized. The coding region runs from base 6476 to 7420 and encodes 314 amino acids. The transcript has 2 exons. The record is from RefSeq and is a predicted model, not a curated record. NCBI's taxonomy places the organism in Eukaryota, Metazoa, Chordata, Testudines, Dermochelyidae.
UUCUCCCCCCACUCCACCCCCAAUGGAGCUUGGUUCACAGUAUGAAGGCAUCCUUUUAUUUAUAUUUCCAUAUCGACAUCCACCCUGCUCAUCGUAAGUUCCUCCGCUUCACAGUCAAACACUCUCAUGAUCAGUUCCGGGCCCUGCCCUUUGGGAUUGCUAAUGCCCCCCAUGUCUUCACAAAGGUCUUUGCCCUCAUGUCAGCUCAUAUUCUGUGUUCCCAUGCCUAAACAAUUGGCUCUUCAUGGCAACAUCCCAAGCCCAUCUCACCACUAUUCAAACCUUGCGCGCCCUCCUUGGCGCUCUAGGGGUUUGCAUCAAUGAGGAAAAGUCUAUCUUCACUCCUUCCUGUUCCCUCACCUUUAUAGAUGCUCGCCUGGAUGCUGUUGCGGCCUGCACGUACCGUCCCUCAGAAUGCUUCACUACUCUCACCACCCUUCUGCUGCCACCCAUGUACCCACAUCUGUCUUGCCUCUCCCUUCUGGGUCAUAUGGCGGCCUGCACCUCCAUUACCCCAUACACCUGUCUCCAUUUGUGCUGCCUCCAACUGUGGUUCCAGUUCAUCUACAACCUCACACAACAUGGCUGACCGUACCACCCCAACCUGGGUCCUUUCCACUUCACGGCCUGCUAUUUGAUGAGGCUCCUGCGUAGACAACACAUGUUCCUCUUCUGUUCGUGGCAUCCUUUCCCAGAGUCGCCACCCGUCUACUAGGGCAUGUUACCAAGCCAAAAGGUGCCGUUUUGUUGCCUGGGCACAGCACUGAUGGCUCCCCUUGGACUAUUUCCGUUCCUGCCAUUCUGGACUACCUCCUCCACCUCCAUCAGUUGGGCCUUGCCCACUCUUCUGUCCGUAUCCACCUGGAGGUGCUUAGUGCUUCGAUUUCUCCAUCUUUGCCCACCCGACUACCACCUCCUCUCUUUUGGAGCUUUCUCAACGCCUUCCCUGCCAUAUGAAAGCCUACUCUUCCCUGGGGACCUUAACCUCAUCCUCUGAGUCCUCACCAAACCACCAUUCGAGCCACUUGCAACAUGCUCCCUCGCCCACCUCUCCAUGAAGGUGGUGAUCUUAGCGGUCAUCACCUCUCUAAGGCGAGUUAGUGAACCUAGCAGCCAUGAUGGCAGGACCCCCCUUUACUGUUUUGCACAAGGACGAGGUCUCCCUUUUGUCUCCAUCCCAAAUUCCUCCCCAAAAUUGCUUCCCCAUUUCACCUCAACCAGUCUGUGCACCUCCCCACCUUCUACCCUAAACUGCAGGCCUCUCCCCAGGAAUGGGUUUUUUACACCCUGGAUGUCUGCCACGAAUUGGCUUUUACCUCCAGCAUAUCCAGUGUUUGUUUGUUUUUUUUUUUUGGGCCUCCCCACUGGCUUUUUAUCACUAUUGCUGCUGCAGCCAUGCCCUUUCGUUGCAAUGCCUCUUAAAAUGUAUUUCUUGUUGCAUCAUGGACUGCUAUACGCUCUCCCAUGUUUCUCUUCCCUCCCUUCCCCUGGGAGUCAUGGCCCACUCCACAGGGGCUCACGCUGCUACAUCCACCUUCCUGGUGGAUGUCCCAUGGCAUGACAUCAGUUGGGCUGCCACCUGGGCCUUGGUCUACACCUUUUCUGCUCAUUAUGCCAUAGCCUUUGCCACGUUAAUGGAUGCUGCGGUGGGCUAUGCUGUUCUUCAUACUAUCUCUUCUUCCAAGCCCUCACAGCCACCUCCUACCUGUGCACUACUCACUAUUCUCCCACGUUCGGAAUCCAUAUAGGGGCCACCACUCGAAGAGGAGGAGGUUACUUAGUAUAACUGGAGGUUCUUCAAGAUGUAUGGUCCCUAUCUGGAUUCCAAUGCCACUCUCUUCCCCCCCUACUCUGGGCUUCUUUGUUGCCAGGUAAGAGGGAACUGGAACGGUGUCAACCUGCACAACUUCUUAAAGCUUCGGAUGCAGUGGUCAACGAACACUACUAUGAACAGUUCUAGCUCCAGAACAUAGUGUGCCUGCACACCCACACUUAGAAUCCAGAUACAGACCGCACAUUGUGAAGAACCUCCAAUUACAGUAAGUAACCUUCUCUUCCCAAAGUGGGACAUGCCUUAUGCAGUGGGGGCAGACAACUAGCCAUGGGGUGGACAGACUUGUUAGUUGUUUUUUAGAGUCUCAGCUUUCAUUUAAAAAACAAGAUGUCUCUAGCUCUUAUGGUUGCAAAGAAAACCUUCAUAACAUGAUCCAAGUAUAACUGAUGCAGCAAAGUUUGUCCAAGUUCUCAGAGCCUGAAAGGAUAGAUCUAAACUAUAAAAUGUGCCAUUCAUUUCACCAGAGCUCCUGUUCUUCUUUAGGUGUUUGCUCAUGUUGAUUCCAUUCUAGGGGUGGGUGUGUGUGCGUGCGCGCGCGCCCACGUGCACAGUUAUUGGACGCUUUUGCCUCAGUAGUAUCCGGAGGGCUGGCUAUGGCAUCCCCUUGAGUGCCGCGCUCAUGCAUCAGUAUAUCAGGCGCCGCUGGCCCUACCCGCUCUGUUCCUUCUUACCGACCAUGGUGGUUAGUAGGAGCACCUCUUUCCUUUGCUUUGCAAGUGGUCAGCAUUUUUUUUUUCCUCCCCCCUACUUGAUCUUUAGUGAAUCAAGCUCAGGUUGCUUGUUUUGUUUUAUUUGCUUAGUAAUCUGCUUUGUUCUGGUUGCUGUCCCUUUAACCAUUUAAAAUCUGCCUUUUAGAGUUAAUAAAUUUAUUUUGUUAAACCCAGUUUGUGCAAUUUUUAACUGGGGGGGGCAAGAAGGUGUGCAUAACUCUCUUCACAUUGAGGAAGAGAGUGAAUUUUUGAGUUUGUGCUGUGCAGAUCUUUCUGUACAGUGGAAGACAGUAUUAUUCUGGGUUUAUUCCCCAAAAGGGAUGUGCACGUGACUUCAGAGCUGACUUCAGUCUGUGUCUACGCAGCUGGGUGUGGCCCUACCUGUGCUGGAGAGCCUAAUUCAGCAAAACAGGGAGAGGGAAUCCAGGCUGGUGGAGCAGGAUGAGGGGCUCAGUGAAACCACAGUACAUCAGGUGGCACCGCUGCAGGGGGUUCUAACCCGUCACACACAGCACCCAGUGCUUCGGCAUGUAGUGCACCUCCGGCACCAGGCUCUUCCCAGCAGUGGUCCCCUUCGCCAGUGCCCACGAAGAAGGCCAAGAAGAGGGACCUGGCACUGAGCAAACUGGAUAAAGGCACAUUGGGCAAAGGACACUGCUUGUCCCACCCACGCACACUGGAGAUGCAAAGGGGCUCUGCCCCGGGGAGUACCCUCUAAGGGACCCGUCACCAACUCCAGGGAGUGGUAGGGGAGCCAGUCUGAUGGUUCAGUCAAUGCUCUCUCAGCUCCUGGUGCCUGGAGAGCAACAAGCUCUCCUGCCGCAAUCAGCACUGCUUGCAACGAUGGACCCGGCUAAGUCUCCUCACAGAAGCAAGCCUGUCAUGAGGGCCUCCCAGAAGGUAAGUGAGCACCCCUGGUCUCCGGAGCCAAGGCAGAGCCAUGUGUUGCCACAAUGUUGGUCUCCAUGUCAGCCUAGGUCACCAGUUUGUCACUACAGGUCGCCAGCACCGCUUUACCGGUCUCUGCCUUGCUCAAAGACUCAUCUAGAGAGAGACACUGGUCGCCUUACAGUUGGCACCAAUCAUCUUUGUGAUGAUGAUCACCAUCACUGAGGCCUCAGGGAUGCUCCCCGACUCAGCAUCUCUCCCCCUACUCGGUAUUGGUUGGACCAUUCCAGGCACCAGGUCACUUGCAGCAAUGGUUAACUGCCAGACCCGGGCCUUGAUGACCCCGCCCUGAUCUCCGGAGGAAGAGGACUUCUCCAUCACAGAGGAAGUUCAGCCCCUACCUAGACAGCAGCGCAACUGGACUCUAGAAGGUGCAUCCGCUGUGGCAACGCUGACUUGGCAGCAGCGUCAGUGGCUGACACAAUGGUCCCAUUGGAAGGCCUGGGAUGCACCCGUUAUGCUGAUGCCCCAGUCCCACCAGUCCUUGGUUGCCACAUCGGCCAUACCUCAGUUGGCACCAAUGGCACUGGGCUCAGUGCAGGAUGUGCCGGUGGGCACUGUGGUGGAGGAGUAGGUGCCCACCCCGAGGCCUCCUUCCCCUGCCGGGGAAGAUGCCCUGGGCCGUCCCCCGAUAGUUCAGUCAUCCUCCUCCUCCUCCGGUGAGGUGGUGGCUGGGCCCUCCUGGACUAGCCCACCGGAUGACUUCAGAGAUCAUCAAGUGCUGCUCUGCUGGGUGGCCACCAACUUGGGCCUCAAGGUGGAGGAAAUGACGGAGCAAUCGGACACUUUAUUCAAUCUGCUCUCCGUGUUCGCCCCCGCUCAUGUCGCAUUCCCGGUCCUGAAUAUUGCCAAGACCAUCUGGCAAGCCCCAUCCUCCAUCCCACCCACUUCCAAGAGGACAGAAAAGUAUUUUGUCCCCGCAAAGGGAUUUGAAUACCUAUACAUCCACCCACCCCCGGAGUUGUUGGUCGUGUCGGCAGCCAACAAAAGGACAAAUGGGCUGGCCAGUUCCGUCCGAAAAAAUGAGGCCAAGAGACUGGACCUUUUUGGAUGCAAAAUUUAUUCCACGGCCAAUCUCCAGUUCCGAGUGGCAAACCACCAGGCCCUUUUGAGGCAUUAUAACUUGUGGGACUCCCUCAAGUUUAAGGACUCCAUGUCCCAGGAGGUGGCCCAAGAGUUUGGGGCUCUGGUGGAGGAAGAUACCACAGCGGCUCGGUGCUCCCUCCAGAUGGCUUGGGAUGCCGCCAAUUCAGCUGCCAGGGUGGUCACCUCAGUGGUGGUCAUGAGGCACAGUUCCUGGCUCCAGAAUGCUGGCCUAUCGUAGGAGAUGCAUGCUUCUAUUCAGGACCUCCCGUUUGAUGGAGCUGGGCUCUUCUUCAGCCAAAUGAAUGCAAGGAUGCAUGGCCUAAAGGAUGCUCAGGCCACCCUCCACUCACUGGGGAUGCAUGGUAGCCAUUCCGGCCACCCCCACUGCCAAGGCAGUGGUAGCCUCGGCAGGGACCUGCAAGGAGAAGGGACUCUGGUUUUAGUCACCACCACCCUUCAUCCUCCAACUCACCGGCACAGCCUGGCCCAGCAAAACACCAUGGGGGCCAGAAGUACUCGUUUUGAGGGUGCGCUUGAGAGUGAUGCAACAGUCACCUCCCUGGAUCUGUCCCACCUUUUCCUUGACUGUCUCUUCUGUUUGGCCUUGUUGAGGGUUACCUUGGACCAUUGGGUGUUAGACAUCAUGUCAUCAGGCUACACCAUCCAGUUUUCGGCCACCCCUCCCUCCCACCCUCCAUCUUUCCCAUCCCUCUUCAGGGACCCUUCUCACAAGCAGCUCCUUGUUCAGGAAAUAAACAAACUUCUUCAACUGGAAGCGGUGGAGGAAGUCCCUGAAGAAAUGGGGGGGGGGGGGGGCGGAAGGAUUCUAUUCCCACUAUUUCAUAAACCUAAAGGCAAAAGGGGGCCUACGUCCCAUUCUGGACCUGCGAUGGCUCAAUAAAUACCUCAAGAAGUUGAAGUUUUGCAUGGUAUCCAUUUCCUCCCUAGCUCUGGGAGACUGGUAUGCUGCUUGACUUGAGAGAUGCUUAUUUCCAUAUCUGUCUUCCCAGGACACAGGUGGUUCCUUUGUUUCAUGGUGGGCCAGCGCCAUUUCCAGUUUACAGCGGUCCUCUUUGGCCUAUGUCAGGGUUCCCUCCCCACUCUGAACUCUAGGGUACAGACGUGGGGACCCGCAUGAAAGACCCCUUAAGCUUAUUUCUACCAGCUUAGGUUAAAAACUUCCCCAAGGCACAAAUCUCUGUUUGUCCUUGGACUGAAGUAUGCUGCUACCACCAAGUGAUUUAACAAAGAACCAGGGAAAAGGACCACUUGGAGUUCCUCUUCCCCCAGCAAUCUCCCCAAUCCCUUACACCCCCUUUACUGGGGAGGCUUGAGAAUAAUAUCCUAACCAAUUGGUUACAAAGUGAUCAGAGACUCAAACCCCUGGGUCUUGGAACAAUGGAAAAAUCAAUCAGGUUCUUAAGAUUUUAUUUAAAAAAAAAAAAGGUAAAAAUCAUCUCUGUAAAAUCAGGAUGGAAAAUACUUUACAGGGUAUUCAGAUUCAAAACACAGAGGGUUCCCCUCUGGGAAAAACCUUAAAGUUGCAGAAAACAGGAAUAAACCUCCCCCUUAGCAUAGGGAAAAUUCACAAGUAAAACAAAAGAUAAACUAAGCCAGGCAAGGCGGAUUACCUAUACUGGUUGCAAUAUUGGAGACUUGGAUUAGGAUGGGUUGGAGAAGAUGGAUUUCUGUCUGGCCCCUCUCAGUCCCAAGAGAGAACAGCAACAGAAACAAAGCACCCAAAACACCCCCCCUCACCCCGAUUUGGAAGAAUCUUUUGUUCCCAUGGUGCCAACCAGGUUAUUUGAGCUUCUUUAACCCUUUACAGGUAAGGAGGAAUUUUAGGCUACCCUUAUGGUUAUGAUAGCCUAUCCUCGGCUCUGCAGGUCUUUACAAAAUGAAUGGCCCUAGUAGAUCCCAGGGGAUCUAUUCUUAUCUUGUCGAUUGGCUCAUCAAGCGCAGAUCAUGUAUAGAGCAGCCUCAAUCUGGUACGAGCCACGUAUCGCGACUUGGGCCUGUUAGUGAACGAAAAGAAGUCAACUCUUGUACCAGUGCAAUGGCUAGAGUUCAUCGGGGUGGUUCUCAACUCCAUGCGGGCAAGGGCAUUCCUCCUGGAGUCCUGCUUCUGAGACAUGUCAGAUGUAAUCUCUUGUGUGAGGGAUCAUCUGCUCACCACCGCCCGCACCUGCCUAAAGUUGUUAGGUCAUAUCUCAGCCUACACCAACAUGGUCUACCAUGCCUGGCUCCUUCUCUGCCUGCUGCAGGCAUGGUUGGCAUCAGUCUACAUCCCCAACAGGCACAACCUGGACCCGGUAAUCAAGGUGCCAGACCAUGUUUGGGCAUCCCUGGCAUGGUGACUGGACCCCGCAUCAGUCUUGCAGGGAGUUCCCUUCACAGCUCCGGCCCUGUCAUUGACUCUGGUGUCCGAUGCCUCAGACAUAAGCUGGGGGAGCCCACCUGGGAGGGUUCAGUACACAAGGCUGCUGGUCGGGGGUCAACCGCUCUCUCCACAUACGUGUCAGGGAGCCUCAGGGCGGUUCGCCUGGCCUUCCAGGCUUUUUGGUCCCAGCUGCAAGGCAAGGUGGUUCAAGUCCUGAUGGACAACACCUCCAUAAUGUUUUAUAUCAAGGAGGAGCCAGGUAAUAAGCCCUUUGCCGGGAAACCUUCCAGCUCUGUGACUUUUGUGUGCAGCAUGUCAUUUAUCUUGUGGCAGCGCACCUUCCUGGGACCAGGAACAUUUUGGCAGAUCACCUCAGCAGAACCUUCUCAUCUCGCCACGAGUGGUCUCUCCACUCCGAUGUGGUUGACCAAAUCUUCCGGAAGUGGGGGUCUCCCCAGGUAGACCUGUUUGCGACUUGCCAGAACAGGAAGUGCCACCUGUUCUGCUUGUUCUGGGGAAUAGACAGGGACUUCCUAUCGGACGCCUUUUUACUCCUGUGGUCUGGGGCUCUGAUGUACGCUUUCUUGCCAGUGUUGUUGCUCCACAAGGUCCUCAUGAAGGUCAAGCAGGACAAGGCCAAGGUCAUCCUGAUCGCCCUGGCUUGGCCUUGCCAGCACUGGUUCAGCGUGCGUGUGGACCUGUCAGUGUCGGACCUGAUCCGCUGCUCCGUUGGCCGGCUCUCCUGUCACAGAUCCUGUCACGGCUGUCUCCUGCAUUCGAACCUGGCAGCGCUGUACCUCACAGCUUGGUUGCUCCAUGGUUGACUACUGAGAAGCAGGAGUGCUUGGUUAGACUCCAGCAGGUCCUACUGGGAGGCAGAAAGCCCUCCACUAGAGCUACCUAUCUGGCUAAAUGGAAAAGCUUCAUGUGCUGGACUUUGGCCCGAGGGGUUGGGCCUGAGCAGGUCUUGCUGCAGCUGAUCCUGGACUACCUUGUACAUCUUCAGCUCCAAGCCUUGUCCAUUUCAUCCAUUAAGGUCUACUUGGCCGCUAUAUCAGCCUUUCACUCUCCAUUCCAGGGCAGAUCAGUCUUUGCCCAUGGCAUGAGGGUCCGGUUCUUAAAAGGUCUGGAGCGGCUCUACUCUCAAGUCUGGGAUCCUGUCCCUCCAUAGUACCUUAAUCUGGAACUCAAGCAGCUCAUGAAAGCAUCCUUCGAACCCUUGGUGUCCUGUUCUCUUCUGCUCUCCUGGAAGGUGUCAUUUCUGGUGGCGAUAACUUCUUCCCAAAGGGUUUCCGAGAUUAGGGCAUUCACAUUGGAAGCACUGUAUACUGUGUUCUUCAAGGAUAAGGUCCAGCAGCUGCCACACCCGGCUUUCCUGCCCAUGGUGGUUUUGCAAUUUCACACGAGCCAGGACAUAUUCUUGCCAGUCUUCUUUCCAAAGCCUUAUAAGUCUGAGGAGGAGUGUCGGUUGCACUCCCUGGAUGUUAGGAGAGUGCUAGCCUUCUACGUCGAAAGGACCACACUAUUUCACAAGUUGACUUAGUUCAUCACGGUGGCAGAUAGGAUGAAAGGCCAUUGAGUGUCCGCCCAGAGGAUUUUAUUUUGGAUCACUUCCUGCAUCCGUUUCUGCUAUGAUUGGGUGAAGGUGCCUCUGCCAGCAAUUGUCAUCUCCCACUCAACUAGAGCGCAGGCCUCGUCUGCUGCCUUCCUAGCCCAAGAGCCCUUCUAAAUAUCUGCAGGGCUAUCUGUUAGUCCAUUCACACAUUCAUGUCUCACUACAUGCUUACCCAACAAGCUCGAGAUGAUGCUUGCUUUGGUAGAGCAGUGCUGCAAGCUGCACGCGCCCACCUCCAUUAAUACUGCUUGUGAGUCACCUAGAAUGGAAUUGACAUGAGCAAGCACUUGAAGAAAGAAAAAUGGUUACCCACCUUUUCAUAACUAUUGUUCUUUGAGAUGUGUUGCUCAUGUACAUUCCAUUACCCACCCUCCUGCCCCUCUGUCAAAGUUGAUGGCAAGAAGGAACUGAGAGGGUGUAGGGCCAGUGGUGCCUGAUAUACCGACGCAUGAGACUGGCACUCAAGGGGGCGCCACAGCUGGCCUUCCAGAUACCAAUAAGGCAAAAGUCUCCAACUGUGCAUGUGGGCGAGCACACUCCUAGAAUGGAAUGGAUCUCGAAGAACAACACAUCUUGAACAACAGUUACAAAAAGGUGGGUAACUGUUUUUUUUUAUUUAGUCUCCUUGCUGACAAUCUCAGCAAAGAGAUUAAUGAGCCAUAAAGAGUGCAUGAAUAUCUUUCAUGUAGAGAUGGAGACUUUCAAAAAUACAAAUAGCGGUUUGCAUGCACCUUUGAAAAUCUCCCCUGGUGCCUUUAAAAUAGCAUUGUGGCACACUGAUGGGGCAGUGGAAAAGAUGCUUUCACAGCAGAUGCUCAUGCUGUUCCUGUUCUUUGGAUAAAUAUAGAGCUUUGUCUUCACAGCUGUCAAACCUGCCCUUAUACCAGCAGUACCUUCGCUUAAUAGAAAAGAGAGCAAAGUAAACCUGUUAUAUAAGUUAGACUAUUGAAGUAUGGUAUACAUUUGAGACAUGUUUAUUUGUGCAGAAGGUGUGCAAGAGGAUUACUGUGGAAAGAGCAGGAAGCAAGAGAUGGAUGGAGUGGUGCAGUUCCAAAAGUUCCAGGCUUUCCACUGUUCACCUGUAGAUAUGAUUUCCUUGGUCCUUGUUGAGACCUGAAGAGGCUCUCUCUUUUGUUGGCUGAUCUGUGAAGUUGUCUGACAAUGAAACUGGAUGCGGCCUUGUCUGCUGCCUUCUUGGCAGGAAGAGGAGUG